Molecule: messenger RNA, 5327 nt
Organism: Pangasianodon hypophthalmus (striped catfish)
Lineage: Eukaryota; Metazoa; Chordata; Actinopteri; Siluriformes; Pangasiidae
Gene: st6galnac
Product: ST6 (alpha-N-acetyl-neuraminyl-2,3-beta-galactosyl-1,3)-N-acetylgalactosaminide alpha-2,6-sialyltransferase
Exons: 10
Coding region: 289-1605 (438 amino acids)
Molecular function (GO): sialyltransferase activity
Source: RefSeq, a predicted model, not a curated record
UUGUGGCUUUUUUUUUUGUGUGUGUGUGUGUGUGUGUGUGUGUGUGUGUGUGUGUGUGUGUGUGUGAGAGAGAGAGUGUGUGGACCUCACAGUGCAAGUUGGAUUGCUUUUCUGUCUACUAGGCUGUGUCUGACAGGAAUUUCAUCUCUAAAGCAGCACCUGCUUCCCCGGGUUAUCAUCACACUAAUGAGGAGAAGACAGCACUGCACUUUCCUGCUUCACUCCUCAAAAUCCUGAUUUGAUUGGCUGUUUCACCUGCCCUAUGACAGUCCUUGUGACCUUUGCAGGAUGAUAAUUUUGCGGCAUCAGAAGAAGCUUGUGUUGUUCUUCCCGGUUUUGUGCUUUGUGGCCUGGUUCUACCUACUGGGCUUGAAGAGUGGUCAUCAGAGCAGAUUACAGGACUCCAAAGGAUACAUGAACUACUUUUUUUCUUGGCAUGAUCUGUGGUCUCUCAACCCUCUCUUUAAUAUGGGAAAUAAAAAAGGACAGAUAAAAGACCGACUUACAAACUCCAAUGACAGAGUAGUGGGUGUUCAUUCAAAUGCAACCAAAAAAACUUGGAUCGAAAUGGUGCGCCAACCUGAUGAUUCUCCAGUGGACCCUUUUAAUCCAGAACUAGACUUCUUGGGAGACAAAUAUGCAAUCGAUGAUUAUAUGCUACAAACUAGAUGUCCUAGCAGCAUCCGUAAAAAGGUGUUGCAGACUGACUUUGCUAAGAUGUUCUUGUCCAGUGUGCCAGUCCUGCAGUGGGCGAAGCAUUUCUCUAAGGCAGAAUAUGAGCGGUUAUCCCACUACCGUGGUGCCCACGGAUGGGGUAGUGUCAGUGUUGAUGUUUUGAAUGAAUCUCUGGCCAUCUUAAACACUUCUGCAAACCGGCUGAUGUUUGACGACUGGGAGAAGAGCAAGAGCCGAUCGCAGUGUAUCCGCUGUGCUGUGGUUGGAAAUGCAGGAAUCCUGAAUGGGUCAAAGAAAGGCCUGGAGAUUGACAAGAACGACUACGUAUUCAGGACAAAUGGUGCAGUUAUUAAAGGCUUUGAGGAGGAUGUUGGCUCACGUACCUCUUUCUACACCUUCUCCACGAACACCUUUCGCAACUCUUUGAGAAGUUAUGCACGUGUAGGCUAUAAAAGUGCUCCACAGAGCAAGGAGACCAGGUACAUUUUCCUGCCUGAUCAUGACCGGGACUAUAUUCUCAUGAGAGCUGCAUCCUUGCACAUACCAAUCACGAAAGGCAAAGACCAGAGUUCUAAGCCUCCCAAAUAUUUUGGAUCUAAUGUAACUGUAGAGAAGUUUAAAAUGUACCACCCCGACUUCAUCCGUUACCUCAGAAACAGGUUUCUGCAUUCGGGCAGACUCAAAACCAAACUUAGAAACAUCUACAGGCCGUCUACAGGAGCCGUGAUGCUGCUGGCCGCGCUUCAUACGUGUGACGAGGUGAAUGCCUAUGGAUUUAUGACACCAGACUACAAGAACUACUCAGACCAUUAUUACGACAAAAUACAUCACCAAGUACAUUUCUACGCCAACCAUGACCUGCGAUUGGAGUUGAAUCUGUGGCAGAAGCUGCACAAGGCAGGACUGAUAAAGCUCUAUAUGCGAACAUGAUCCUAACUCUAACGAACCAAACUGGACUCUAUGGCGUCUGAUCCCGCUCAGGAUUUGAGGAUAUGCUGCAGAUAAAAAUCUUGUGACAUUUUAUUACCUUUGGAUUUGGCCUACUUCACCUAAACAUAAGGGUAAAGGUAAAGGCAAGAUUUAUUUAAGAUGUAUUUAUAAACUUUUUAAACUACAUGACCUGUAAAUCAGUUCAGGUACUGUGAAGUUACAGCUGGUGAAAAUGGUGAUGACCUUUUAACUGUGUUUAAAGGGCCAAGGUUCCUAAAAACUUGGUGAACAUGUGUGACCUGUGUCUGUGACCUGUGUGUGUGUGUGCGUGUGUUAAAUGAAGGAAGAACUGUGUGAGUGCGAGUUGUAAUUCAGUACCUCAAGUUGAAGAAUCACACUGAUGAAGAUUCUAAUAUAAAGUUUAUACAAGAUAAUUUAUAUAUUUGUGGAAAAUCUUUAAUACUUUCAUGCCAAGUAGGUAACCUUUUUCAGACAGGGAAAAUAUUAUGAAGGCUAUAUGUGGAUGAUAGGGCUAUAGACAGAAAUAACAGCUGAUGAAAAUGUCAGAGUAUAUUUCCUUACACACAUGCCAGGAGGUGAAGGGCUUCAACUAAGAGACACUUUUGCUUUUCUUGAGGAAAAAAAAAAAAAAAAGACUCGUUUUAAUUGCAUUCAUUAUUAAAUAAAGGGACUAGGUUUGUCAUGACUUCUGAUUGAUUCAUUUGAUUUGAAAUAAAUAGUUCAAGGUUGUCAUAUUUGUCACUGGCUUGUAACUCAUUCAUGUUUAGUGGGCUGGAAGGAUUGUUUAAUUGUGCAAUACCCAGCACAUAGUACAGGUGCUUCACACAUCUUAUGUAAUUACAUUCACAUAUAAUUGUGGAAUUAUUGUGUAACAAUUAUUGUCCUGGAAUGAGCACAAGACAGUCUCUAUGAUUACUGCAGAACUAUUGUGUACAUAUGUACAGUAUUCAGGUUAAGCAGCUGUGACUCAAGAGUGAGACUUAAAAUGUUUCAUGCUUGGGACAGGCACUGAGAGCGCAGUGAUGCACGCAACCCCAGUGGCUAGGGUUGGUUUCCUGGCCAGGAAUUGAACCCAGGCAGCAGCGGUGACAGCACUGUGGCCAAACCACUAGUCUUCCAGGGACCCAUAAUACUGUAGCACUGUAAAUCUGUAAAAGUUGUGUAGAUUGUGCUUUGCUGUCCACUUGUGGCAAUUUCAUGUAGGUGCACACUUCCCUCCAUUCCAUGCCAAUUUACAGUUGAGAGUGAUGAGAGUGACUGAGCUGCAGAGAAUUUAUGCUUAUUUACCAAUUGUAUUUAAUCCAGUUAGCAGUGUAAACAAAUAUUCCAAGCAUGUCAUGCCUAGGAGGAGUAUGAACCACUGUUCUCUUAUUUUUAUACAAUUUCUGAGAAUGUUGUCUUCAAAAUUUUCUUGCAUCAAAUAAUGUUGCUCCAAAUAUUGCUUAAUAACAGCUUCCUGGAGUUUAAUAUCUGGUGGGAUGUAUUAGAAGCAAGAAGAGAACAAGAAAGGAAUAUUCUUGUGCUUAAUAUUCCUUUAAAAUUUCCCAAUGCAUUAAAAAAGUCUUCAAAUCAAUUGAAAUAUGAAAAUGUCUUGCACAAAAUAAACUAUAGAUAAAUGCGCACUUCUGAUGCACUAGUAGCAAGGUUCAUUUCAUUGCAAUGUGAGUUGUUCCUUGCCUCUGGCACUCUCAUAACUCGUCAAAGAAUGGAGGGAGGAACCGUGUACCUUGAGAUAGUUGUUCUUUUUCCUCCAUGCCAGAGAGGUUAAACUUGUUGAAUCAUUUAAUAAUGAAGAGCUAAAUCUCUCUGUCUCUCUCUGUCUCUUUGCAAAGCCUCUUCAAUGCAAGCCUCUUAUCAUUCUCAGCAUGAGCUCGGCUCUGCUUUUCAUGCUUCACAAAAAAGUAAAGAAAAACACACAAAGAUAUGUCAGAAGAGCCUUCUAAAAGCUGUUGCAGGCAUUGAACCUGACUUACAAAACUCUUGAGUUUUGGAAGUUUGGUGGUUCUGAACUUCUUCCCUUUAGGAAUGAUGAAUGCCACUGUCUUCUACAGGACUUUUUCCACUCUAACACAAUCUCAGCUCUGGGAUUCUAAAGAGACAGGGCUGUGCCUAAUCAACUGAAUUUCUUAAAGAAUUAAGUCUGCACACAUUUAUCUCUCUUCAGUCAUUACUCCAAUUUGAUUAGCACCACAAAUGUUUUGGCUUUAAGUCUUCAUCAGUCUGUAGCCAUCUUAAAUCACGAUACCCUUUUUAAAGGCUGCAAGGCAUUACAUGACAUGAUUAACCCCAGAGAUAACCUUAUGCAAUAGCAGUUUCCUCAGAAAACACACUCAAUUACAACAAUGUUACAAGAAAAAAAUACACAAGCCAAAAGAAGACACAACAGGUUAGUGGUCCAAGAGCUGUGCUCAUAUUAACAUUAUUUUGCCACCUGAACUCCUCUUAAUGGCAUAUGCUAUCAUACUAUCCACAAUCUACACAUCUGCACAACCACCAGGCUCUGAACACUAUGCAACAAAGCCUCAGAGGCUCAGGAACAAGCAGAGGAACAUGUUCUUGACACAUGUCAGACAUGGAUACUUCUCUAAAAUGUAACAAUCAUGGAUAUUUGAUCAAUCAAUAAAUUGUCACUUAUGCUCAGUAAUGCAAACAUUACACACACUUCCUUCCACUCAUACUUUAUUAACAGAAACAGCUGUAGUUAAUGGUCACUAAUGACUUGUUAUUGACUUCUGAUUCUGGUUCUCUUUCUAUCCUCGUCCUUCUUGAUCUCAGUGCUGCUUUUGACACUGUUGAUCACACUCUUUUACUUACCCAUCUUGGAACUGUCUUUGGUGUCUCAGCGACUGCUUUAAAUUGGUUUAGAUCUUAUCUCUCAGAUCGUAGGCAGUUUGUCUCUCUGGGUGGAUGCAGGUCAGAAAUGGGUUCAGUUUGCUGUGGUGUCCCUCAGGGGUCAAUCUUGGGCCCCUUACUUUUUAGCAUUUACAUUUUUCCUCUUGGUCAGCUCUUAAGAUCUGUCUGUCUUAAUUAUCAUGUUUAUGCAGACAACAUACAGAUUUACAUUCAUUCUAAACUUGGUGAUAAUGUGGCAGUCACUUUUUCACAUUGUAUUUCUGAGAUAAAAAUAUGGAUGGCUCAAAAUCUUAACAGUAAUAAGACUGAAGUAAUGCUCACUGGCCCUCCUCACCAGUUUCGUAAAGCUGGCUCUUUAAAUUUAACUGUGGAUGGCUCUGCAUUGGAGUUUCAAGUAAAAUUCAAAAAUCUAGGAGUUAUAUUUGGUACAAGUCUGUCUUUUGAUCCACAUGUGCAGAAUACUGUCAAAACAUCCUUCUUUCAUCUCAGAAAUAUUGCAUGAUUGCGCUCUGUUAUCUUUCUCUGUGACUGAAAAGCCGAUCAACACUUUUGUAUUUUCUCACAUUGAUUAUUGCGCUCCUGGCUGGGGUCUCUAUGUGCAAAAUUCAGUCCUUGCACUGGCUCCCUGUCAUGUUUUGUGUUGAUUUUAAAAUACUUAUGCUUACAAACAAGGCAUUGCAUGGUUUGGCUCCCCAGUACUUGGCUGAAAUUUUAACCCAAUACACCCCAAAACAUGAUAUCCUCUCCUCCAAUUCUGGUCUCUUAAUUGUCCCUCAGACUCGUUCAUGUACUAAGGGGGUUUUGGGCCUUUUCUUCUUCUGCUCCAUAACUGUGGAACUCACUACCAU